Molecule: messenger RNA, 1131 nt
Organism: Didymosphaeria variabile
Lineage: Eukaryota; Fungi; Ascomycota; Dothideomycetes; Pleosporales; Didymosphaeriaceae
Exons: 4
Coding region: 1-1131 (376 amino acids)
Cellular component (GO): cytosol
Molecular function (GO): glyoxylate reductase (NADPH) activity; NAD binding; hydroxypyruvate reductase [NAD(P)H] activity
Source: RefSeq, a predicted model, not a curated record
AUGUCCGCAGCAACGCCCACACCGCGCGACGCAGGUCUUCCAGCGCCUGCCACGAGCAUCGCCUCUUCCUCCCUCUCCACAUCCACAUCAUCCUCCUCCGCCAAACCCACAAUCCUGCAUCUCGGUGAUGAUAUCCGAUGGAAUCACGAGCUGUACAAAGAGCUGGGCGAAAGGUUCCACAUCGAGCGGAGCUACUCCAUAGGCCGAGAACAAUUCAAGACGGCUUUGAGGGAGAAGAAAUGGGGAGACUUUGUGGGCAUGUAUCGCCCGUUUUGGAACACGGGCGGGGAGAUGGGGAACUGGGACGAGGAGUUAAUCUCCCUUCUCCCCACCUCUUGCAAGAUCUACGCCAGUGCCGGCGCGGGCUUCGACUGGGUUGACACAAAAACCCUGGCUGAGCACGGCGUCGUCUACUGCAACUCCGCAUCCGCCUGCACCGAAUCCGUCGCCGACACUGCCAUCUUCCUCCUCCUCUCCACCUACCGCGCCUUUACAUGGUCCUUCCUCGCCGCGCGCUCCUGCGACCCUGCACAGUUCCACGCUGCGAAUCAGAACAUCGCGGCUGUAACGCACAAUCCUAAUGGCACUGUUCUUGGGAUUAUCGGGCUGGGAAAGAUCGGAUUCAGGCUCGCGCAGAAAGCGAAAGCGGCGUUCCAGAUGAAGGUUGCUUAUCAUGAUGUUGUGAGGAUAGAAAGUAGAGAACAAGAAUUGGGAGGUGUGACGUGGUGUGAGAACUUGGAUGAACUUCUCAUAUCAAGUGACUGUGUUGUGCUUGCGACUCCCUUUGAAGGGAGUGUAUUGUUGGGCAGAGAAGAAUUCCGAAGGUUCAAGAAGGGAGCGAGACUGGUAAACAUUGCGAGGGGCAAGCUUAUUGAUGAAGACGCGUUGGUGGAGGCGUUGGAUCAGGGGAUAAUUGGGGCUGCGGGGCUGGAUGUACAUUCUAAUGAGCCGAACGUGCAUCCGAAGUUGGCGGGGAGGGAUAAUGUUAUGGUCUUGAGUCAUACAGCUGGGGCGAGCGUGGAGAGCCAUGUAGGUUUCGAGCGGUUGGGAAUGGAGAAUUUGAUUAGCUAUCUUGGUGGUGGCGAGGCGCUUACGCCUGUGAAUCUGGAAUGGCUGAAGAAAGAAGAGUGA